AAAAUUGGAAAUAUGCAACAAAAAAACUAGUAUAUUGUCCCUAUACCAUAAUAUGAACAAGAAGUUGUCCACUUAGCAUAAAUUUUAAUGUAAACCCAAUUAAGUCCCUAAUCUAAGCUUAAAACGUUUUUUGUAAAAUUAAUUGUUAAAAAUAAAAGUUAAAAGUAAAAAAAAAAAAUAACAGAUGGUAAAUAAACAAAAGGGGAUAAUCUCAAAUCGUGACUUAGAACCCUAAUUUUGUCAUCUCCUUUGGCGAUAGAGAACAAAAGACGAUUUCAAGUCAUCGGCGUGUCAGAGCUCGCCGUCGCCGGUGUUCCUUCAGCCCGCUAGGACUCCGGUGGUGUUCUUCUUCAUCUUAAUUGCAGUGUCAGAAACCACGUCCACUUCGCAUCUCGUUCUCAAGUAACUCGCCGAACACCACUGAAGCUCGAACCUCACCGAUAACCGAAGCUCGUUCCUCUCCGAUCUGGAAUAUACUCUCUCAGCUCUAUUUCAAGCAAACCAAUCGAGACUUUUCAGGUUUGUUUGUGAAUUUUUUUCUGCAUGUCUUUGUAUCUUUUACUUGAGUCUUUUUUUAAUCAUAGUUUGAGUGUCAUAGGUUUCGAAUUUAGUUUAUGUGAAUGAUUUAGGCUUCUAUCUUAUCAAAGUUGCAUACUUUUUUGAUUGUUUGUUUGUUGCAACCGAUCUCUUGUACCUGUUGUUGUUUCUCGUGACAUUGAGGGAGAAUGGAUUCGCAUUUAAUUGGGUAUUGACAUCUAUAAAGCAUGUAAAGUAUGUGGUUUGCAUUUUGUAUGUCUUUGGUGAUUUUGUUUGAUUUGUUUUCACUAGUAUGUAUGUCUUUGGACGAUUGUUUUAUGAUGAAAAGUGGCAUGAACCGUGACUGUUGUGAUUGUAUUUCUUUCCUUGUGUUGUGAUUUAUAAGAGUUUAUAAGAACUGGUGACUUCAUUUUCAUGUCUUUCUUUUUAAAAUAUGUGUUUCAUUAUCAUAAUUUGUGCUUGAUAUGUAUCGAUUUUAGUUGAGAUAGUUAGUGUUAAUGAUUUAGGUGUCUAUGUUAUGAAAGUUUAAUUCUUUUGAUAUUUUUGAACGCUAAGUAAAGUUUCAAACUUUUUCUUGUUUGUCAACGCUUAAGUAUUAUGAACUUGUAUCAUGAUGACUUUGUUUUAUGAGUACUGACUGUGGUGAUUGUAUUUGUUUCAUUGUUCACAGGUAUGGCGAUGGAUCAGUUGCCAAAAACCCUAUUCAAAGAGGGAACGGAAACACAAGUUGAGAAGGUGAACAACACUUGUCGAACUUCUAUACUUAAGAAGGUGGAGAAGUAUGUUGAAGCAGAGUACAAGGAAGUGUUGGGUGAUCCGCUAUUUUCUCAGGUUAUGGAUAUUUAUGUGCACAAGCUUCAGUAUUCAGGGAGAGUGAUCCACAGCUUCGUUUGUAAGCAGUUUCUGACCGCAAAGCGCCAUGAGUUGUGGUUCCAUUUUGCUAGGAGGGCUCUCAGAUUUUCAAUGCAAGAAUUCCAUGCGAUCACUGGUCUGAAAUAUAAAGACGACGAGCCUGACUUGGAUAUUGAUAAAUGGAGAGGUGAUAAAGGGUUUUGGAGUAAGUUGCUGCGGAAAAAAGGAAAAAUUAGCCUACAGCAAAUCAGGAAGGUGCAUCUGAAGUCUUGUAAUACAUGGUCUCAUGUUGAUAGGCUGAGGAUGGUGUAUUUGUGUGUGAUUGCUGGUCUGGUUAUGGCGAAGGAUGAGAAGGUGUGCAUCCCACACAAGUACAUCAAGCUCGUGAUGGAUUUCGAUAAGAUGAGAAAAUAUUCGUGGGGUCUUCACUCUUUUGAUGCGCUUGUGACUUCCAUUACUGAAGCUAGGGAUAAAGUGAAGACGCAGAACAGCUAUGUCAUAGAUGGAUUCUCUUAUGCACUUCAGAUUUGGUUGAUGGAGGCUAUUCCAGACAUCGGGUCUCUUUUGGGUACGAAGCUCAAAGAAGGCGUCACUAGCAUGAGAUGCAGAAAUUGGAAAGGAUCUGCUAAGGUUUCCUAUGAAGAUAUUAUUAGUAUUGAGUCCGAUUUUGCAUCCACUGGAGUUGUGUUUCCAUACAUCUCUUCAACUGGAAAUGGCAACAUCAUUGUUGAUGCUGGGUUUGAGCGAGACGAUGAGAUGAAUGACGAAAGGGUCGAUCUGAUCAUUGACAUGUACAGAAAGAAGUAUGACUGGAGUAAGCAUGUUUGGCGUUAUCAGGAAACUGAACAACCAUAUGCGGAAAGUUCUGAGGAUGAUGGUUCAAAGGAAGAAGAGGCUGGAGAAAGAAGUGACUGUGAAAUGGAAGAAGAAAUAGAAACCGCCCAUGUGUCUCCUGCAAAGAAGAACCAGUAUCGGGAUAUUGGAGCCGAGUCAAGGAAGAAGAGGUUACUUUGCCAAAGAUCAACCGACAAAUACAGAGAUCUUGAAGAGAGUAUGAAGUCCUAUAUCCAGGGUAUGUUCAAGUCUUCUUUUAUUGCCUUAGGGCUUGAGGUCCGCGACUUAAUUGAAGACCGGUUUACCAAAUUAGAGCAGACGAUCCUUUCAUCUCAGACUCCAGUUGGUGUUCCGGCUUAUACUCAGCCUCAUGGUCCUGCUCCGACUUAUAUUCAGACUCAUGGUCAUGCUCCGGCUUAUACUCAUACUCCUGCUGCUGCUACGACAUCUACUCAUACUCAUGCUGCUGCUACGACAUCUACUCAAGCUCCUACUCCUACUCCGGCGUCUACUCACGCUAGUGGUCCUGCUACUACUUCCCGCACUCGAGCUUCUCGCGACAAAGCUUCGGUUCCUUCUCACACUGGUGGUCCUGCAACUGCUGCUAAGACAAGAUCUCAGACAAAGGUAAACAAGAAGUAGAUCUUUUCUCAUGAAUUUGAAUUCUCUUCUUGCGGUCGGUUUGUAUUCGGUUACUGUUCUUGCGGUUUGUAAUAUUAUUGUAUGGAUGAUGUUUUGUUAAAUGUUUGUAGUAUUGAUGUAAGAAUGAUGGUUUGUUUGCGGUUUGUAAUAUUUUGAAGUAAGAAUGAUGUUCUGAAAUUGCAUGUAUUUGAUGUUCUCAUAUAUAUGUUUUAAAAAUAUUAAUGUCAUGUUUUUCUGUUUAUAACCAGGAUCCAGAGUUGUCUGAUUUGUUUGGCAGCUUAUUUGACACUUUAGAUGUCAAUUUAGGGACCCAAGAGGACUUAGAAAAGACAAUGGGCAACCUUACACAAGAGUCCCAUGUUAACGGGUUUGAUCCAUCUCAAGAUUUCUUCAACCGACCAUUCUUGAAUGAUAUAGAUGAUCCAGAAGUUCGUUGCAAAGACAGCGACUACGAAUUGGUUUUUGUUCCAGAAGACAAAUUCUCCAAACUAACCGAAUGGAUCCUCAAGCCCAAGUAAGUAAUAUUUGUAUUGUUUUACUAUUUUUUCUCAAUUUUCCUCACAAACAUCGUCACACUACUGCUUUCUAUUUACAGAGUACUUCAGAUUGGGCCAUCUAAAUUUGAUGCAGAGUUGGCUUCGCGUAUAAUGGGGCCUAAUGAAUGGUUUGAAGAACUAUGUGAGUUUAUCUUAGACUUAAUUUACAUAUUUAAUAAUAGUUUUUGGUUCUCAUUCCUUAAAAACAUGCAUUGUCUUUUUCAGGACAUGGACGCAAUGAUGUAUUUGUUUCGGGAAAAAACCUCAUUGCGUCGGUGGAAGCCAAACCGAGUAACAUUUCUGAAUUGUAUGUUCAGUAAUCAGAUCAUCACCGCCUACGGCAAGUUUGAUGGGAACAGGAGAGGGUACAAAGUCGACAACAACCUUCUCGAAUAUGGAAGAGGUGAGCUUCCAUAUCAUGGAAGCACAGGUUCGGUUUGGGGUGUUGAUGUCGAUCGUCUCUACAUCCCUAUUUGUGUCAACCAAAUCCAUUGGAUCUCUAUGUGCGUCAAUCUUGUGAACCGGACUGUUGAGGUUUUUGAUUGUGGAGGUAAGAAGAACAACAAGGCCGUGGAAGCAUUCGCCGUCCUCAUUCCACGAAUCGUCAAGGCUGUCCAGUCAUCAGAUAAGAAGAAAGAUUUUAAUGUCAAACAGUAUGCUGUUUCUUAUGUCCCGAUGCGCGCCCUAAACACGAGUGGCAAUGACUGUGGUGCUUAUUCGUUGAAGUUCAUAGAGUGCCAUCUACUUGGUUUAGAUUUCUCUUUGGUGAAUGACGAGAACAUCCAAGAAGCCCGACACAAGAUAGCGUUUGAUCUUUGGGAAGCAGCAAAUGAUGAGUCCUUGCAGUAUCGAAUGUCCACAUUUAAGCCUCCAAAGCGUGCUCCGGAGAAAACGGUUGAACUCUUUUGAGUUCAUGCUUGUUGUCUUUGAUAGUUUGUGGUUUAUCAUUUCAGUUCAUGCACUACUUUGAUUGUUUUGAAACUGAUCUACUAUUUCAGUUCACGAUUAUUGUUUAUGUUUCGAAACUAAUAUAUUAAGUGAUUUAGGGUAUAGGGUUUCAACCCUAUCUAAUUUAUUUGAGUUCAUGGUUAAUUGUUGUUGUUAGUUGUUAUGAUAGUUUUCAUUUUAAAUAAAAACGGGUUGAAACCCCUAAAUUCAUUACGGUUCAAACCCCUAAACCCCUAAACUAUCACAAUUGUUACAUAUUAUAUUAUCAAGAAAUUGUUAAAAUCGAUUUAUAGAGUGUAGUAUUUAACAAGAGUAAAUAAGAAUUGUGGGUUUAACAAUUUCUUGACAAUAUAAUAUGUAACAUGACGAUUUUAAUUGAUUCCUAAUAUAUGAUUUACGGGUUAGUAUUUUCAAAUUUUGUCUUCAUAUACUUCUCAGAAGUCGAUUUUUGUGUAUUAGAGUGUAGUAUUUGAGCAGCUAAUAUAAGUGUUUUAGAGUAUAACCCAAUUACGGUUUAUACCCACUAGGCCCACCCGAAAAUGUUUAAAAUCCGACCCUAAACCCGGGUCCACACACCCCCAAACACGUGAGUUUCUUUUCAUUUGUCGAAACUUAAGAACGUAAAGUAUAGAGAAAAGGGGAUUAGGGUUCUUUAUCUGCGAAUCUAGCAACAAAAUC
This is a messenger RNA of Brassica rapa (field mustard), 5027 nucleotides long. RefSeq lists its product as uncharacterized. The record is from RefSeq and is a predicted model, not a curated record. NCBI's taxonomy places the organism in Eukaryota, Viridiplantae, Streptophyta, Magnoliopsida, Brassicales, Brassicaceae.